AUGGCGGUUAGGGAGAGAAGCAUGGCGGUUAGGGAGAGAAGCAUGGCGGUUAGGGAGAGAAGCAUGGCGGUUAGGGAGAGAAGCAUGGCGGUUAGGGAGAGAAGCAUGGCGGUUAGGGAGAGAAGCAUGGCGGUUAGGGAGAGAAGCAUGGCGGUUAGGGAGAGAAGCAUGGCGGUUAGGGAGAGAAGCAUGGCGGUUAGGGAGAGAAGCAUGGCGGUUAGGGAGAGAAGCAUGGCGGUUAGGGAGAGAAGCAUGGCGGUUAGGGAGAGAAGCAUGGCGGUUAGGGAGAGAAGCAUGGCGGUUAGGGGGAGAAGCAUGGCGGUUAGGAGGGAAAGCAUGGCGGUUAGGGAGAGAAGCAUGGCGGUUAGGGAGAGAAGCAUGGCGGUUAGGGAGAGAAGCAUGGCGGUUAGGGAGAGAAGCAUGGCGGUUAGGGAGAGAAGCAUGGCGGUUAGGGAGAGAAGCAUGGCGGUUAGGGAGAGAAGCAUGGCGGUUAGGGAGAGAAGCAUGGCG
This is a messenger RNA of Closterium sp. Yama58-4, 510 nucleotides long. The record is from the annotation of a GenBank genome assembly. NCBI's taxonomy places the organism in Eukaryota, Viridiplantae, Streptophyta, Zygnematophyceae, Desmidiales, Closteriaceae.